AUGACUAGCUCGAGAGCCCCAGAUCUUGGCAACUCGCGACAUAUCAGCGACGGGUUGUUUAUCGACGACAUCAGCCGACGGGAUGCAAGAGACGGACCAGAGAAAGAAAAUAGUGAUACAGGCGAAUUUCUUAGACUGGAGGAAGAACGCCCUUCAGAGAAUGAGUUUCGCACUACAGGCUUGAGGCUGUUUUUAAUCCUGAGUUCCCUACUUGUUUCCGUCUUUUGCCAGGCCCUCGAUGACACCAUCAUCGCGACAGCGAUUCCUCCAAUCACGGACCACUUUCGCCGGCUAAGCCAUGUAGGCUGGUAUGGAUCUGUCUAUCUCCUGACGAAUUGCGCGUUUCAACUCUUCUAUGGCAAGCUAUACAAGAUCUUUCCGCUGCGCUGGGUUUUUAUGAGCGCCCUUUUCAUCUUUGAGCUUGGCUCGUUAGUCGCAGCUAUAGCUCCCAAAAGCGAAACCUUGAUAACCGGUCGCGCCAUUGCAGGUAUAGGUGCGGCUGGAAUAACGAGUGGUGCCAUGACUAUUAUGGCCCACACCGCUCCGGUUCGUUGGCGCCCAACAUUCACCAGUAUGAUUGGUGCGGUAUACGGGGUUUCUAGUGCUGUUGGUCCGCUAUUAGGAGGAGUACUUGCCGAAAAGGCUAGUUGGAGAUGGAUAUUUUACCUAAACCUACCUCUUGGCGGGGCCGCAGCAUUAAUCCUCUCACUUUCGCUUAAACGGUUACCGACCAGUGCGGGUGGGCAAAACUUGUCCGUUUCCAUAAUGGUGAAGCGACUGGAUGUGGUGGGCACUUUUGCCUUUAUUGCUAGCAUAGCAUGUCUUCUUACAGCCUUGCAAUAUGGUGGGACAACGACUCCAUGGUCUUCUGGCCUCGUCAUUGCUCUAUUAACGAUGUUUUCGGUACUAUUGACUACAUUCAUUGUCGCUCAGAUUCUACAAAAGGACGAAAAUGCAACUAUCCCAACACAUAUUGCAAAAAAUAGAAAUAUGGCAUUUGGGGCCCUUUUUGCGAUCUGUCAAGGUGGUGCCUUCAAUAUCUUUAUUUUUUAUCUGCCACUUUACUUCCAGGUUAUAAAGGAUACAAAUCCGAUCAAAUCAGGGGUAAAUUAUUUGCCUCUGAUCUUAGUGAAUACCAUUGGUAUUAUUAUAUCUGGUCUUCUUACUACAAAACUCGGUUAUUACAUGCCUUGGAUUUGGUUUUCGAGUAUGACGAUGCCCAUUGGAGCAGGUCUCUUGACAACAUUAGCUGUUGAUUCAAAUACUAGUCAGUGGGUAGGAUACCAGCUCAUAUUUGCAAUUGGAUCAGGAUUUGGCCUACAGCAACCAUUUGUAACCGCACAGACUUCACUGCCACUUGAGGAAGUUAGUACUGGGAUGGCAAUCAUGUUAUUCUCUCAACUGGGAGGAGGAGCUAUUUUCGUCCCGGUUGCACAAAGCGUUUUUAUAUCGCAGCUUGUGACUAGUGUUGGAAAAGCGGGAAUCCUGGGUUUAGACUCUCAGCAGUUGGUCAGCCUAGGCGCAACUCAGUUCAGGCAAAUUGUUUCCCCAAAGGAUAUCCCGAGAGUGGUGCUAGCCUACAACAGUGGUCUUCAACAGGCAUUCAAUGUUGCACUCAUUUUGGCUUGCAUGUCUAUUAUUGGGCCUCUAGGUAUGAAAUGGGUGUCACUGAAGCCACAAAUCCAAAAGGGAAGUCUGGCUACAGUUGAGCAAGACAAGGUGUAG
Nannizzia gypsea CBS 118893 is the source of this 1725-nucleotide messenger RNA. Its product is annotated as aflatoxin efflux pump. The record is from RefSeq and is a predicted model, not a curated record. Gene Ontology annotation, molecular function: transmembrane transporter activity. The transcript has a single exon. NCBI's taxonomy places the organism in Eukaryota, Fungi, Ascomycota, Eurotiomycetes, Onygenales, Arthrodermataceae. Bases 1 to 1725 code for a protein of 574 amino acids. Gene Ontology annotation, biological process: transmembrane transport.